Molecule: messenger RNA, 474 nt
Organism: Parnassius apollo (apollo)
Lineage: Eukaryota; Metazoa; Arthropoda; Insecta; Lepidoptera; Papilionidae
Source: the annotation of a GenBank genome assembly
AUGCAACCAGAAUUCAUAUAUCCUGAUGACAGUCAUAUGGCUUCCACAGCUAGAAGAUCAAAUGUGGCUCUGCCCAUUAUUGGAAUGUCUUUCAUGACUGGUUCAGCAUUGGGUGGAAUGGCUGGUUUAUAUAGAGGAUUAAGAGCAACAACCCUUGCGGGACAGACUGGCAAAGUACGAAGGACACAAGUAGUCAACUAUAUUAUGAAACAAGGUACUACUACAGGUUGCACAUUGGGAAUCAUUGCCUCAUUCUACUCAUGUAUAGCUCUUGGCGUCACCUGGUUACGUGACAAAGAAGACACAUCAAACACCUUUAUAGCAGCUGCAACAACUGGCAUCAUAUAUAAAAGCACAGCUGGCUUACGUUCAAUUGGCCUAGGAGCUGCAGUAGGAUUAACUCUAGCCGGAGUCUACACGCUAGUCACAGAUAAUGACAAUAUAUGGAGCAAAGCAAGAUAUAAUAGAAUGUGA